AAAAUCUCAUCCGUAGUAAGACAGUAUAGACUGUAGACGUCCGCCGAACAAUCGCGGUAACAACCUGAAGAUUACCAACAGUUUUCCAUCGUCCGCUAAACUCGUCUUGCGAAAAACACUAUACACUCACUAGCCAACAAUCAACAUGAACCGUCUGUUAUCUGUAUUAUUGUCUGUCACAUUGCUGUUACAAGUUACAGUGACUGUAGUUUCUGGUCAAGGACAGAAUGCUACACCAAGUCAGUGUAAAUGUGUACCAUACUAUUUGUGCGGAAACAGAAGGAUUGAUACAAGUGGUAAAGGAUUAAAAGACGAAAGGUUUGGAGAAGAUUUAAAGUGCUCUAAUAUCUUGGACGUGUGCUGCAAUGAAUCAAUGAUAUAUAAAAAGCCUCAAGAAAAGGAUAAGAUUAUGGAUAACACAAUUUUGGGAGAGAUGUCUACGCCUAUACCUCAAACAAUGCCAUCGGGUACUUUUAAAUAUGUACCAUAUACAAUAGACGAAUGGUCUGGAGGUUUAAAGUGCGAUUAUUUGCAUGUAAAGUGUUGCUAUAAAUCAAUGAAAUCAAAAGCGUCUAAAGAUAUGGAUUUGACAACUCAAGAUAUCGAUAACACAAUUUUGGGAGAGAUGUCUACACCUAUACCUCAAACAAUGCCUUCGGAGACUUGUAAAUGUGUACCAUUCUAUUUGUGCGUAAACGGAACGAUUGUUACAAGUGGUGAAGGAUUAAUAGACGAAAGGAUUAACAAAGAUCGGUGUUGCUACGAUCCAAUAAAAUCAACAAAACCUACAGAAAUACCUGACCCUGAACAUCGUACGAUAUGUGGCCAUUGGAACCCUCUUGGCGUAAAAUUCACAAUAACUGGAGAAUCCCACAACGAAGCACAAUUUGGCGAGUUUCCCUGGAUGAUGGCAAUUAUUAAAUUAGAAGCUAACCAAUCUAAAACUUACAUCUGCGGUGGUUCAUUGAUUCACCCAAGAGUCGUGUUGACUGCAUUCCAUUGCGUGAACGGCAAAAACCCGAAUGAUCUAGUAAUUCGCGCUGGUGAAUGGGAUACACAAACGGAAAACGAACCGUUACCAUCACAAGACGGCCAAGCUCUGAAAAUAAUUAAUCAUGCAGAUUUCGAGCCUGACGAAUUAUUGAACGACGUGGCGCUGAUCAUUGUCAUCAAACCGUUCUCACUCAGUAAAAAUGUGGGAACUAUCUGUUUGCCCAGUCCGAAUUACGUAUUUUCUAAUAGAUGCUACGCCAGUGGUUGGGGCAAAAAAGAAUUCGGUAAAUUAGGCGUAAAUCAAGUAAUUAUGAAAAAAAUAGAUUUGCCGAUCGUUCCACGUAGUUCGUGCUUGGAACUGUUAAAAAAGACCAGGUUGGGUGUGGAUUACAUAUUGCCGGAGGGUUUCAUCUGUGCCGGUGGGGAAAUAGGCAAAGAUACUUGUCAAGGAGACGGUGGAAGUCCUCUGAUGUGUCCAAUUGAGAAUAGACCUAAACAGUUCCAACAGGCCGGAAUCGUGGCGUGGGGAAUCGGAUGCGGUACCGAGACACCCGGCGUGUACGUGGAUGUGGCAUUGUUCAGAAACUGGAUCGAUGAGCAGAUGGCUAAGGAAAAGUUGAGCACGAUCUACUAUGAUCCUGAUUAUGUUCCAACGAAUUAAAUUGUCUCUACAUCUCUUUCCUUCAUAUAGACAUACACAUACCCUCCCGGUUCCUUCCUGACUCCCGGCUUAACCUACAUAUGAAGUUAUAAAUACUCAGUUAAUUUUUGAUUUUACAUGACACUAUUUGACGUUUAUUGGAGAAACUAUGGAAUAAAUAAUUAAAAUUAACAGAAUGAAUAAAUAUGUUUUGUAUUGUAUUGUAAUGUGCCUGGCUUGAAAGUUCUCUGUCCAUGAGUUGAAUAAUUGCAUUUUGUUAAAAUGUUAUAUUUUUUUUAUUUAAAUAUAAUUAUGAUUGUUAUAACGAAAUAUAUUUGUAGAAAAACUAUUCAAAUGAAAAUAAUUAUAUUAAUUUUCUUCUUUUAA
Messenger RNA from Metopolophium dirhodum (rose-grain aphid), 2020 nucleotides. Its product is annotated as phenoloxidase-activating factor 2-like. Bases 146 to 1654 code for a protein of 502 amino acids. Gene Ontology annotation, molecular function: serine-type endopeptidase activity. Gene Ontology annotation, biological process: proteolysis. The transcript is spliced from 8 exons. Lineage: Eukaryota; Metazoa; Arthropoda; Insecta; Hemiptera; Aphididae. The record is from RefSeq and is a predicted model, not a curated record.